AUGUGUCCUGUGUGGCUAUUGGUCGUGGCAGUGGUGGGCGUGGCCAGGGGAGCUGCCAGCCAGUGCUGGGAGCAUCCCGUCUGUCAAGAGCCAAAGUCUGAGAGCAGCGUGCUGGAGUGUAUCCAUCUGUGUCGCUCUGACCUCACUGUUGAGACGCCCGCAUUCCCAGGCGACGCCCACCUCCAGCCCCUCUCCCUCUCCUCCUCCUCUCUCCUACCCCCCGCCGACCCCCAUGCCUCUAGCCAGGACAAGCGCUCCUACUCCAUGGAGCACUUCCGCUGGGGGAAGCCACGCCGCACCAAACGCUACGGCGGCUUGAGGAAGAGCUGGGACGAGAAGAACCGGAAAACCCUGAUGACUUUGUUCAAGGCCGUCUUCAACAAGAACAUACAGCAGAUGAUAAGAGAGAGGGAGGAGCCACUGGUCACAGAAAACCAGACAGAUUACCUGCAUCUCCAGGGCCUUGACGUGAUGCCUGUGGUUCCUCAGCUUCUCCUGGAGGCCAGAGAUGACAGAAAAAUGUGUCCUAUGUGGCUAUUGGUCGUGGCAGUGGUGGGCGUGGCCAGGGGAGCUGCCAGCCAGUGCUGGGAGCAUCCCGUCUGUCAAGAGCCAAAGUCUGAGAGCAGCGUGCUGGAGUGUAUCCAUCUGUGUCGCUCUGACCUCACUGUUGAGAUGCCCGUAUUCCCAGGCGACGCCCACCUCCAGCCCCUCUCCCCCUCCUCCUCCUCUCUCCUGCCCCCCGCCGACCCGCAUGCCUCUAGCCAGGACAAGCGCUCCUACUCCAUGGAGCACUUCUGCUGGAGCAAGCCGCGCCGCACCAAACGCUACGGCGGCUUCAUGAAGAGGUGGGACGAGAAGAACCGGAAAACCCUGAUGACUCUGUUCAAGGCCGUCUUCAACAAGGACAGACAGCAGAUGAUAAGAGAGAGGGAGAGAGGAGGAUCCAUGGAGGAGGAGAGAGAAUGA
This is a messenger RNA of Lampris incognitus (smalleye Pacific opah), 966 nucleotides long. RefSeq names its product pro-opiomelanocortin A-like. Gene Ontology annotation, molecular function: neuropeptide hormone activity. The coding region runs from base 1 to 966 and encodes 321 amino acids. The record is from RefSeq and is a predicted model, not a curated record. Lineage: Eukaryota; Metazoa; Chordata; Actinopteri; Lampriformes; Lampridae. Gene Ontology annotation, biological process: neuropeptide signaling pathway. The transcript is spliced from 5 exons.